AUGGGCAAACACUGGAACGUUGCCCGCAAGUUGUGGGUCACCGACGCCAUGGUCAUCCAAGCGACCGCCGAGCGCCGCGUUGAGCGCUGGAGGGAGCACGUCCCCAGCGACGGCUCUGCGUGUCGCCCCUCGGCGCCACCUUCGCGCUUCCCUUCGUUCGCCGAAGGUGCGAUAGCCAGCGAACCCGUAAGCCGCAACACUUCCUCUGGCGUCGCCGCUACUGCCCACCCGACCACCAACACCACCUUCGAGACUAUCUCCAACAGCGCAGGCCGCGUCCCGAUUGAGCUGGGUCCUACUUGCCACAUCUCCGAUGUGAGCAGGACUGAGGUGGACGCCGCCAGUGCUGCUGGUAGCGCCCACGAUGACAGCCGCGAGCUGGUUGAAGUUCAGACCGCUGAGUCGCACACAGUCCAGCGCAUUCCUACCGGUCACCCUGCCCGUGCUGUUGUCCUCAGCAACAGUUCCGAGAACGCCGUCUCCACCAUUCCGGCUCCCGCAACGCCUGAGCGCCCUCCUCGGCGCCUGUACCCUGUCCCUCCCGCUCGCCAGCUGCGUCGCAGCACUCGCAACGGUGUCUCCGGUACCCCGCCUGUCGAAGCGGCUGGCGGUUCCGUCAACUCAGAGGGCAAUACUGCUAAUGGCAAUGGCCCCGACGAGCCUCGGGCCGUUGUUGCUGGUGAAGCCCCUCCCCUUGAGGUCCUGCAGAGGUCAACAUUCGUGCCGAUGUCCGGGACCUUUCGUGGGCCCGGAGUCCCGGGACACCUGGUCCUCCCCGUGAGCCCUCCCGCGCGCCCUCCUCGCUCGCCGAACCGGCCGCAGGGACUCCGCCGGCAGCCUACAGAACCGCUGCGCAUCAUCACGGACGUCAAUCUCAAGUCUCGCUCCUCCAGCUCCGGCAGCCACAAGCGUCGGGCCUCUGAUGAGUCGGAGGGCAACGAUUCCAAGCGCACCCGGCCUUAG
Messenger RNA from Trichosporon asahii var. asahii CBS 2479, 963 nucleotides. RefSeq lists its product as uncharacterized. The coding region runs from base 1 to 963 and encodes 320 amino acids. NCBI's taxonomy places the organism in Eukaryota, Fungi, Basidiomycota, Tremellomycetes, Trichosporonales, Trichosporonaceae. The transcript has a single exon. The record is from RefSeq and is a predicted model, not a curated record.